Molecule: messenger RNA, 705 nt
Organism: Salvia splendens (bonfire salvia)
Lineage: Eukaryota; Viridiplantae; Streptophyta; Magnoliopsida; Lamiales; Lamiaceae
Product: 60S ribosomal protein L34
Exons: 4
Coding region: 123-485 (120 amino acids)
Biological process (GO): translation
Cellular component (GO): ribosome
Molecular function (GO): structural constituent of ribosome
Source: RefSeq, a predicted model, not a curated record
AUGCUUCAAAUGAAAAAAAAAAAUCAGAUGCUUCAAUCUAGGGUUUGAAGAUCAACAUCUUAUAUUCCUCACUCUACUUUUUCUCUUUCCCCUGCAGCUACGAAUACUAAUUCACGCCAAAAAUGGUGCAAAGACUAACCUACAGGAAGCGCCACAGCUAUGCCACUAAAUCCAACCAGCAUCGCGUCGUCAAGACUCCCGGGGGGAAGCUAGUGUACCAAACCACGAAGAAGAGGGCAAGCGGCCCUAAGUGCCCUGUCACUGGAAAGAGAAUCCAAGGGAUUCCUCACUUGAGACCUGCCGAGUACAAGAGGUCUAGACUAUCCAGAAACAGGAGGACUGUGAACCGUGCUUAUGGUGGAGUGUUGUCUGGUGGUGCUGUGAGAGAAAGGAUCAUUAGAGCUUUCUUGGUGGAAGAACAAAAGAUUGUUAAAAAGGUAUUGAAGAUACAGAAGACAAAGGAAAAGGCUGCUGGCAAGAGUUAAGUGUGAGUCAUGUGCUGAGAUAGUUUUGGACAUGACUCAUGAGUAGCCUAGAGGAAUCAUGAAACUAUACUGGGAGUUUUAAGCUUGAUCUGUAUUUUUCAUUGGGUUCUUUUGAAUAUCACUUCUACCAACUCAUUUUGGAUUUCCUUUGUCAUUUCAAAGUGUCUAGUUAAUCUGUCAUUCGUGGCUGUUUAUGUUAAUAGAGUAUAAUUUUCUCAAA